Symbiodinium necroappetens is the source of this 600-nucleotide messenger RNA. NCBI's taxonomy places the organism in Eukaryota, Dinophyceae, Suessiales, Symbiodiniaceae. The record is from the annotation of a GenBank genome assembly.
GACUUCUAUGCGUUCCUCCUGCACAUCACCGAUGGACGGCCGGAUUUGCGACAGUUCCUCGUGAGGAAGAUGCUCCUCCACCUGACCACCCCUGCAUGGUCCGGUGUAGAAUGCCCGGCUCCGAAUCGAGUUUCCAGACGCGGCGAUGGUGGACCAGCCGAGGCGCUAGAGGUGGUCGCCCUCAUUGCUACUCCAGUCGAGGCCUUCUCCUGGCGAGCCAUGGUCCGGAAAACUUUGGAGGAGCUCGCCGUCGGCGUCACAGCGGGAUGUCCAGUGGCUCUGCACGCGCGCUUCGCGGUGGGUCUCCCGCCUGCGCGACAGAUGGACCAACUCCAACUCGAGGCGCAGACCUUCGGCGAUUUGGCGCGGUUGAACAUGACUGACAACUUCAUCACUGCCGGCCAGAACUCGGAGAAGUCUUUCCUCUCCUUUGCGUGGGCGGUGCAACACUUCCCAAAUGCCGAUUUAAUUUUUCACCAAGAUGGCGACACCAUGGUGGACUGGCGCGAAGCUGUCCCACGAAUGCUGCGGCGAAUCUUCGGCCUCCUCCCGCCUGCACGACGUGACAUCAGGAGGCACUUCAUCGACACCAGGAUCUAA